Centruroides sculpturatus (bark scorpion) is the source of this 5085-nucleotide messenger RNA. Its product is annotated as protein toll-like. The coding region runs from base 1369 to 4242 and encodes 957 amino acids. Gene Ontology annotation, molecular function: protein binding; transmembrane signaling receptor activity. Gene Ontology annotation, biological process: inflammatory response; toll-like receptor signaling pathway; immune response. Gene Ontology annotation, cellular component: membrane. The record is from RefSeq and is a predicted model, not a curated record. The transcript has 2 exons. NCBI's taxonomy places the organism in Eukaryota, Metazoa, Arthropoda, Arachnida, Scorpiones, Buthidae.
UCUGUUGAAAUCGAAACCCGUUAGUUUUCCUGUCCGAAGUGAAUAAUAACUUAUGCAAAUUACUUAUUUACUUGUUAAAUAGUUAAAAGAAACAGGUUAGGGUUUAAAGGAGUGACAUCGCGGAUGCUACUAUCAAAAUGCUAAACUCUCUUAUCUAAGUGACAUCUAUUUAGAUUUAAUUAAUCUACGGUGUCGGCGACAUAUUUAUAUACGAUCCUUUCUGUUUCCGAGGUCGUUACGUGUACCAUGGUAACUCGGUAUCAGUUAUAUUUUCUAUCCAAUUCACGAAUUUUCGAGGUUUAAAAUGCAUCAAACAAAAAAUUAAUUACGCAUUGAUGUUUCCACCUUCAACAGAAAUAGUUAUCACGGAUGUGACGGCUUUACUUCCUUUGUUUCUGUGGGAGGAAAAUCCUAGAAACGUUUCGUGUGUAGAACCGGAAGCAUCGACGUGUUAAUUACACACAAAAUGUUGGUUUUUCCAUCGAUUUAAAGCGGGGGUUCUCAACCUUAUUUCACUCUCCUGACACUUAAGCUUUCUGCGUACAGACAGCACUAACAGACAUUUCUUGUCUACCUCCGGAGGUACGAGCACUACAGGUUGAGAACUGCUGAUUUAAAGUAUGACAUUCGAGUAAGUUAUAUAGGAAAUUUCCCUUCGCCCCGUACCGAUGUUUUCGUUCUUUCUACAAAUACCAAGUAUCGCUAUUCUCAGGUAUGACGGUUAGGCACGACUUUACAUUCAUUCGCACUUCUCCAUUAUUUACAUCCGUCUUACAAUCUCGAGUUUUUAUCUUUUCACCCGAACUCCUUUUGUAAAUUUCCUACUAUUGAGAUACGUGAUUACAGUAAUAAAUAAUCUUAUCAACUACAAAUUUCAUUCCUCAAUUCAUAAAACGUGCGUAAUAAUUCUUGACGUAUUUAGUAGUUUAUGAUGAUAACAGAGUAUUACUUUCUGCUACGUCACCCAUUUAAAUCCUAACUUGUUUCCUCUAACUAUUAAAAAUAAAAUGCAAGUUACUCUCAUAUUUCGUUGUUUACACGCUUCGGACAGACACCAAACCAACUUCGAUUUCGGCGGGUCGUACUCCAUAUACAAACUCUAUAAUAAUCAUAAUAAAAAUAAAUAGAAUAUCGUUCAUAACAGGUGACGAGGGCGAGUGAAAUACCUGUUUAUACUGUACAAUAAAUGUGUCGAAAACGUUUAUAGUGUUUCCACGUAAAUACGAUAAUAAAGAAAUUAUGUAAACGAUUCCGCACGUGUAUCGUGUGACGAAGCAAAUCCCGUUUCAUCGCUGUUACCACGAACUGUAAAUAAUGCAUUCGAUCUGUUACGACUGUGUACGGCGUGUGUAACCGUUCCGUAAAAAUAUGGAUAUAGGAAGGUUACCGUUAAUCGUGACGUUUGUUUGCAUCCCCGCAGUAGUUUAUCUCCAGUCGGACGACAUAACGGGGACUGUGUACGAUCCGGCAUAUAAUCGUAAGGUACAAUGUAGCAAAGGAGUUAACCUGUCAAUCAACGACGAUACGAAAACUGUGGUAGUGAUCUGCAACGAAACGCAAUUUGACGUGUCGUUACUACGAGAAUGCUCCGGUUACUCGCAAUUCAAAGAGAUUGCUCUUAUGAACUGCAUCCUCCCUUCCUCCGAUAUAGGUGAAACUUUGGGAGAUUACAGACCAGAAUGUUUCUUUGUGCAUUCCAACGGGUCGUGGAAUUACGACGAGAUCAUAGUCAGAGAUAUGCCCAAUUUAAUUUGUUUGGCAUUGUCCAUUAAGCAGAACGUAACUUACGUUUUGGAUAACCUGGUGAAUCUAAAAAGUGUGCAGGUCAUCUUUUUAAAUCUAACGACUCUUCCGGAAAAUUUCUUUUCUCAGCUCGACUCUUUAGUAAAUAUUCGCAUCCAGUUCUGCGAAUUGCGAUCUCUCCCAGAGACGUUAUUUCGAGGUAUGCGGAAAAUCGUUUAUCUCUACUUGUGUUGCAAUCAUUUAGAAGAAUUGCCCGAACUGCUUUUCGAAGGACUCGGCAGCUUGAACUUGAUCGAUCUUUCUCUCAAUCGCUUGACUUCGCUUCCCGCUAAUAUUUUCAAAGGGUUGAACAAUCUCGGAAAGUUGUUUUUGGGAAGUAACCGAUUCAAACAGCUUCCUCCCACGCUUCUGCACGACAACAUCAAUUUGCAAUUAAUCGAUAUUACCAACAACACCGUUUCUUCUCUGCCUGAAGCUUUCUUGAAGGCUUCGUUACAGCUGGUCGAGUUCCGAGCGUGCUAUUGCAAUAUCACGGAAUUGCCGGAAAACUUCUUUUCCUCGUCUUUUCUCUUAUCUAUAAUUUCCUUGUGCCAUAAUAAAAUUGAGAAACUUGGCGAAAAUUUGUUUUCGAAGAACACGUGGCUACGAAUAUUGUACCUGGACAACAAUCGACUUACAACGCUCCCUCCCAACAUCUUCGCCUCCAACCAUCGUUUGAUAGCGCUAUUUUUAAAUGGAAAUCGAUUAGAUUCUCUUGCCUACGAGACAUUUAGAAAAUUGUCAUCUCUUCAGAGUUUGGUACUUCGAGAGAACGAGAUCAAAAACAUCGAAGAAGGGAUUUACGGUAAUCUACAAUCCUUGAAAGUUAUAAAUUUAGACAACAACAAAAUUCGAUUUCUUCCUUCGAAAACUCCGUUUGGUAACUUGAGUGAACUGUUGACUCUGAGUCUGGCUGGCAACGAGUUAACGACGUUUCCAUCCAUCGAAUGGAGUGUUUACAACCUUACCUACCUGAAUUUGGAUCAUAAUCGAAUUACUUUCCUCAAUUUGGAUGAAUUACCUCCCUCCGAUCACGUCCACGUUUCAUUGCUUUAUAACAAUAUCACUUCUGUUACGGGUCCAACAAAUUCUACUUUUUUAGAAAAUGUUAAGCUGGAAGGAAAUCCCUUCGAAUGCAAUUGCUCUCUGAAAAACUUUGCGGACAAGAUACAGUCUUCCGGUAUUAAAUCGUUAUUUUGCCACGGCCCCGUAGAAUACAGGAACACGAGUCUUGCGGAUGUGGUUCCUUCUUAUGUUCUUUGUCCAUUUAGGACGACCUGCCCAAAUUCUUGUCGUUGUUAUCGUGAAGAUACGAAUGCCAUCGUUAAUUGUUCUUCUUCCGGUCUUAUUCACGUUCCCAAAUCAAUUCCCGAAAAUACAUCCGUCGUUCGACUCGAUCACAACUUCGUCACCCAUUUCCGUAUCUCCAGUGAUGAUUGGUCGAAUGUUACGUAUCUAAAUUUGGAUUACAAUCGUUUGGAUCCAUCAAAAUCUUGGAAAUUUCCGUCUUCUUUGACUUAUCUCUCUCUUCGAAGCAACCGGUUAGACAGAAUAUCCAAAGAGUUUUUAGAAAGUGUCGACGAAAUACCAUUGCUACAAUUAGAUAUAAGGGACAACCAGUUCUGGUGCAACUGCUCUUUCACUUACUUUAAAAUCUGGUUUGAUAAAAACAUCGAAAGGAUAGUGGAAGCGGAUAGGGUAAUGUGCAGCAGACUGUUCCAUCACAACAACACUAAAGUGAAAUCGCCUAUAAUAAGUGUACCAUUGGAUGCAUUUUGUUUUCUAGACUUACCGCUUGUGAAUGUUCCUCUCAUAGUAUCGGCAUCCAUCGUCGCCGUAUUAGCUUUAGCCAUAAUUAGUUGCAUCGUUCUCUUCAUGAAGUAUAAAAAUACCAUUUUGGCUUAUUUGUACGUCCAUUUCCCUGCCGUUUUUUGCCGUAAAAUAUCCGAAAUAGAUGGUGACAAACCAUAUGACGCUUUCAUCUCCUAUACGGCGAGCGAUAGAGAAGUAGUCAUGUCCAUGCUAAGGGAGUUGGAAGAGAAACCGCCAUUUUUCAGACUGUGUAUCCACGAACGGGACUGGUUGCCCGGAAAUCCCAUUGUUUCUCAAAUAGAAGUGUCCAUACAGAGCAGCAGGAAAACAGUCAUUGUGCUAUCGAAGGAUUUUCUGGAAAGCAUGUGGUGCGAAAUAGAGUUUCAGAUGGCCUAUCUGCAGUGCUUGGAGGAAAAAGUAGAUCGUCUCAUCAUUGUGACGGUGGGGGAUAUACAAACGCGAGAUCUUUUACCUGCAGAUAUGCAAAAUCUCUUGGCCACGAAAACAUUUCUAGUCUGGGGAGAGAAGUGGUUCUGGGAAAAACUGAAAUAUUCACUUCCUCAUUACGUCGUACCCAAACUUCCCAAUUAUCAGAUGCAGACGAUCGAUAGAAUGGUUGAAGAUCUCAGGACAAAGAGAUUAAUUUAAUUUUGUUUUCGAGGUUAGUCACAAUUUGUUGCUUGGAUUGUACUUUCAAAUACGCAGAACAAGACAAAUUAAUGUGAUCUCAAAUCUAAUCUACGCACAAUUUGUGCAGAUGGGUAGAAUAUGAGUUUGUUUUAUUCUAACAUACUCUAGUAUCCACAGUGGAUAGAAAUACCCACGAGAAAACUAGAAUCCAAACAACUAAUGUACAAGUUCUUCUUUGAACUGACCUGGGUGCUUAGUGUCAAGUUGUUUGGCUACACGAAAGUUGUGAUGAUUUCACGUGGAAUGAACUCUGAUGAGAGCAUUCACCGAGUUUGUAGCCUCAGUGAAUGCUCUUAACUAAAGAGUUUAUUCCAUGUGACCCAACAUUGUUGCCCUCAUAUAACUUGAGACUAAAUAUCCAAUACGCUACCCAAAACAGAAUCUUAUAAAGAAAGCAAGCUUUUCACUUCAUAAUCUAGCAAUCAACAUUGAAAUUUUGGGACAAAGGUGCAAUAACUAUCACUGUACAUAAUUAAUGACAAAAAGUAGUCUUUAUAUUUCUGUAAAUAUUGGAUUUUGCACAAUGAUCUCUCAGAAUUUGUAUUAAAUUCUCGGAUAGAAAUGCUAGAAUUAUUUGAAAUUAUUGUAAACAAGUUUAAUGGCAUUCUUACAAUUUUUGAAAUUAUAAAUUCUGGAAAUUAAACUUUCAUUAAAUAUCAACUAAAGUGGUGAUGAUCUCAAUUCCUGGAAUCAGGGCCGGAUCAUCGCAGAGACAAAUGUCUAGGGCCCAGUUUUUAGAAGGGCUGGUCAAAAUGUCUAUUUUGAAAAGAUUUGUAAAUAAGAUAGUUUACUUUUCUGUUG